AUGGCGGCCCCGCCCCCCUGGCUGUCACGGGGCAGCCGCCUCUCCUCCCGCUGCCGGGGCCACAUCCACGCAGUCUGCGCACCGCUGGCUUCGCUGUCCCCACGCAGGGUCCCAGGGAAAGCCAUGGAGACUUCAGGACCCUCUUCCCAGGCUGAAGAGAGCAGCGGAGGAUUCCACGGAGGAGACAGUGCCGAUGAGGACCGAGUCCCCAGAGGUCCCAGGAAACGACGGCAGAGCCCGGGGGCCGCGCGCCUCGCCGGGAGCCACGCCGCGGGUACCGAACAUGGGGUGCUUGAUGGGGUACGGGAUGAGCUGCAGGUCUAUGGAGGUGCUGCGGGCGCCGAGGGAGAGAUGGUGCUGUCUGGGGAACCGGAACUCCAGAGAAGAGGCUCGGCGUCGGACGGCGGGGAAGUGGAGGCCUCAGAGUUCCUCCGAAGACAGAACAUAAAGAAAGAUGACGAGUUCUUCCACUUCGUCCUCCUCUGCUUCGGCAUCGGGGCCCUGCUGGUGUGCUAUCACUACUAUGCAGACUGGUUCAUGUCCCUCGGUGUCGGCCUGCUCACCUUCGCCUCCCUGGAGACGGUCGGCAUCUACUUCGGGCUGGUGUACCGGAUCCACAGCGUGCUGCAAGGCUUCGUCCCCCUCCUUCAGAAGCUCAGGCUGCUGGGGGUCAGGAGGACGGACUGAGGCCUCUGCCGGGCCCCAGCCUGACCACGGCUGCACCCCUGAGCCCGGAGGACAGAGCGCCAUGUUGGGAGCCCCCCGGGAGGCCAACCCAGGACAAGCCACAGAGCUGUUGUCCUCCUGUGGGCUCUGGCUGGGCACCAGCGGGGCAGGGCAUCGCCUGGCAGGUGCGAUGCAAUCCAGCUGUCAGGACAGAAGGCCCAGAGCCCGUCACGGCGUCUGGAAAACAGGAAGACUCUUGGAUGCCACUGCUCCCCGGCCCUGCGGGCUGCCAUCUGGCCCUGCUCCUGGUUCCUGACCAGGCCGGAUGAGCUACCAGGGCUUGCACGGCCGUCCUGGGCCAGAGAGCCGCCAGGCUGGAGCCCCAGGUGGACCAGGUGCAGACACGAUGUCGGGACUGUCACCCAGUGUCCGCCCUGUUGUCCUGGACUCCAAUACGGCUCAA
Perognathus longimembris pacificus (Pacific pocket mouse) is the source of this 1129-nucleotide messenger RNA. It is a transcript of the gene Tmem40, whose product is annotated as transmembrane protein 40. Bases 1 to 687 code for a protein of 228 amino acids. Lineage: Eukaryota; Metazoa; Chordata; Mammalia; Rodentia; Heteromyidae. The transcript has 11 exons. The record is from RefSeq and is a predicted model, not a curated record.